This is a messenger RNA of Leptopilina boulardi, 4691 nucleotides long. RefSeq names its product ATP-binding cassette sub-family C member 4-like. Gene Ontology annotation, molecular function: ATP binding; ABC-type transporter activity; ATP hydrolysis activity. The transcript is spliced from 14 exons. Bases 220 to 4488 code for a protein of 1422 amino acids. Gene Ontology annotation, cellular component: membrane. The record is from RefSeq and is a predicted model, not a curated record. NCBI's taxonomy places the organism in Eukaryota, Metazoa, Arthropoda, Insecta, Hymenoptera, Figitidae. Gene Ontology annotation, biological process: transmembrane transport.
UUUUUUUGUUUUUUUUUUCAAUAAUUGAUACAAACAUUAUAAAUAGUUAUAACAACAAUUUGUAAUUUUAUUUAUUGUUUAAUUAAUUAACUUGAUUAAAAAAAAUAUAUAUUUUUAUUUAAAAAAUAAAAUUUUAAAGUGAGAUUUAGCUUCUUUUUAUUGGAUUAGAAGUAAUUAACUUCAGUUUUCAUAUUUAUACAGUGAAAUUUUUUAUAAAAAAUGGAUAACACCGAAAUUAAACUAAAACAAAGUCCACUUAAAAAUGCAAAUAUCAUCAGUAAACUUAAUUUUUGGUGGUUAAGAAAAUUAUUAUGGCACGGAGUAAAGAGAGAUUUGCAGAUGACCGAUUUAUUUGAACCAUUGGAAAGAGAUAAAUCUCAUUAUGUAGGGAAUAAGUUAGAAAGAGAAUGGGAUAAAGAAUUGGAAAAAAUGAAAUUAAUAGAAUACGAAUUAAAAGAGAAUGAUGGGAAAAAAGUGAAGAAAAAACGAAAAAUGCCAAAUUUAACAUGGGCAUUAAUUCGAUGUUUCAAAUGGGGUUUAAUGGUGCACGCAUUUUUCCUACUGAUUUUUAUUCUUAUUUUGCAAACAUUUUUGCCAGUUCUUCAAAAAUGGGUGAUAGGAUAUUUUAAAGAUGGUGAAACAGGUGGAACGGAAACAAAAGAGGAAGCAUUAAGUUACGCUGCUGGAUUAGUGAUUUUUAUUUAUCUCAAUGCUGCUUUUUUGCAUCAUACUAAUCAAUUUUCUCAGCAUAUGGGCAUGAGAGUUAGAGUAGCAUGUUCUGCUUUAGUUUAUAGAAAGCUUUUAAGACUUAGUAAAUCUGCUCUUGAUAAAACAGCAGCUGGACAAAUAGUAAAUCUUCUUAGUAAUGAUGUUGGUCGUUUUGAUUUGACACUAAUGUACCUUCAUAAUAUUUGGAUAAUGCCUUUUCAAGUGGUAAUUGUUGCCUUUAUUAUGUGGCAAUACGUAGGAUAUUCGACUCUUGCAGCACUUGCAACUGUUAUUGUUCUCUCUGCACCAGUUCAAGUUAGUCUUUCCUAUAUUGGCAAUAAAUUAAGAACAAAAAUAGCCCCAUUAACCGACAAAAGAGUUCAACGUAUGAACGAAUUAGUUCAGGGCAUUCAAGUGGUAAAAAUGUACGCAUGGGAAAAAUCAUUUGAAAAAAUGGUCUCACUUCUUCGUGCCAAGGAAGUAUUGAAUUUAAUGUAUAUGGCAAUUGUACGUGCAACAUAUUUAAGUGGUAUUGUUUUCACUGAAAGAGCAAUAUUAUUUGUCACAUUGACAGUAUUUGUUUUAACGGGCAAUAUACUUAAUUCUGAAAUAAGUUUCACUAUGGCUGUUUAUUGUAAUAUUUUACAAAGAGCCAUGUCAAUUUACAUACCAAAUGGUUUACAAUUUUUAUCCGAAAUGUUAGUAUCAAUAAAACGUUUAGAAAAUUUUCUUCUACUUGAAGAAAUAAGUCCAAUUACAAAUAGUAUUGAUUGGAAAAAUAAUUAUGAUAAAAAUAAUAAAAUUGAAUUUCAUAAUAAUGAUAUUUUCUAUUAUGGUAAAAAUAAUGAGAAUGGUAAAAAAAUUUCACAUGAAAUUAUUGAAAAUAAUCCUGUUAAAGUUGAAUUAAAUAGAGCGUGUGCCAAUUGGAUAGUGGGUCAAUUACCACCGACACUUUGUAAUGUUUCAUUAAAAGUACCACAGGGACAACUUUGUGCACUUGUUGGUCCAGUUGGUUCGGGAAAAUCGGCAAUAUUACAUCUUCUUAUGAAAGAAUUACCCCUUGGUGCAGGAAGUGUUUCACUUCGACAAAAUUAUAAAAAUGGCGAUACAGAAAAUGAAAUAUUUCGCGGUUUUUAUAUUGAUAAUCCAAAUAUAAAAAUUUCUUACGCAAGUCAAGUGCCAUGGAUAUUUACCGGUACAAUAAGGGAGAAUAUUUUAUUUGGUAAUACCUAUGAUAAAAUUCGUUACGAUGAGGUAACAAAAGUUUGUGCAUUGAGGCCUGAUUUUAAACAAUUUGCAUACGGUGACAUGACACAUGUUGGUGAUCGUGGUGCAACACUUUCCGGUGGUCAAAAAGCACGUGUUAAUUUGGCAAGGGCAAUUUAUAGAGAAGCCGAUCUUUAUCUUUUGGACGAUCCUUUAAGUGCCGUUGAUACACACGUUGGACAGGAUUUAUUUGAAAAAUGUAUUUUAGAUUAUCUCAAGGGAAAAACACGUAUUCUCGCAACACAUCAAAUACAUUUUCUAUCACGUGCCGAUAUUGUUGCUAUUAUCGAACGAGGUACCAUCAAAUAUCAAGGUUGUUACAAUGACAUACGUUCAUUAGACUCGGAAUUUAUGAAAGUUUUGGAAAGUCAAACGGAUGAUGAAUUAGCUGACACUGAACAAGAUGAACCAGAUGAAAUUUCAUCUAAAAGAAAAAUUAAAAAAUCCACAAGCAUCAGAAGACGAACAUACAGUCAAACAUCGAGAAAAUCAAAUACAUCAAAUUCGGAAUUGAAUACAACUUCUCAAGAUCAAAUUAAUAUUGUAACUGUUGAUAAAGAGGAAGAGGAGGAAAUGCAAAAGGGUUCAAUGGGUUUAAAAAUAUUUUAUCGUUAUUUAUCGUAUGCGGGAAAUUGUUGCACAAUACCAUUACUUGUAUUUCUUUUGAUACUCUCGCAAGCUGUUACAAGUGGUUCUGAUUAUUGGGUCAGUUAUUGGAAUCAAUUGGAGGCAUUGAGAAAUGAUAUUGAAAAUAAUAGAACAGCGGCAAUUAAAAAUGAAAAUCAUAUCUUUUCAUUUUUACAAUAUGAUAAAAAUGGCCUAUUAAGUACAACAAAUAGUAUUUAUAUUUAUGGUGUACUUUUAGCGUUGUGUAUGAUUAUUAAUUUUUUACGUGCAACAACAUUUAUUGGUACAUGCACCAUUGCUGGGAGAAAUUUACAUAAUUCCAUGUUUGCAAAUCUUUUACACGCAAGCAUGAAUUUUUUCGAUACAAAUUCAUCAGGGCGAAUUUUAAAUAGAUUUACCAAAGAUGUUGGUACAAUGGAUGAAUUAUUACCAAAUGCACUUGUUGAAGGAUUGCAAAUAUUUUUCGUCAUGUUGGGUAUUUUUGUUAUGGUAACAAUUGUCAAUUAUUGGAUGAUAAUUCCAAUUGUAAUAAUGAUGUUACUUUAUAAUCAAAUGAAAAAUUACUAUUUAAAAAGUGCGAGAGUACUUAGAAGACUCGAGGGUAUCAGUAAAAGUCCAGUAUUUUCAUAUAUUACAUCGAGUUUAAAUGGAUUAACAACAAUAAGAAGUUGUGGACCCGAAAUGGAAGUUCGCCUAAGACGUGAAUUUGAUUCACUUCAAGAUACUCAUACAAGUUCUUGGUCACUUAUUGUGGCAACAAUCAAUUGUCUUGGCUAUUAUCUCGAUUUGAUUGUUUGCGUUUUUAUUGCUUGCGUUACAUUCUCGUUAAUUUUGAUACAUGAAAGUAGUGGUGCCAAUGUUGGAUUAGCAAUAUCGCAAUCAUUAAUUUUAUCCGGUAUGUUACAAUACGGUGUAAGACGUCUUGCUGAAACAAUAUCGUACAUGACGUCAGUUGAAAGAAUUAUACAAUACACUGAUCUUCCACAAGAAAAGCCAUUGGAAUCAUCGACAUCAAUACAACCAACAUGGCCAACAAAGGGGCGAAUUAUUCUCAAAAAUAUUAAUUUAAAAUACAAAACAAAUGGUCCAGUUGUUCUAAACAACCUAAAUUUAGUGAUUGAAUCAGGAUGGAGAGUUGGUAUUGUUGGAAGAACAGGAGCUGGUAAAUCAUCAUUGAUAUCAGUUUUAUUUCGUCUUUAUAAUGAGGGUUUAGAGGGAGAAUUAAUAAUUGAUGGAGUUGAUACAAAAUUAGUUGGUUUACAAGAAUUACGUUCACGAAUAUCAAUAAUUCCUCAGGAACCUGUUUUAUUUUCGGAAAGUCUACGUCGUAAUUUAGAUCCAUUUGGCUUGUAUGCCGAUGAUCUUCUUUAUGAUGCAUUAAGAGAAGUGGAAUUAAGUGAUCUUUCAUUGGACAUGCAAGUAUCUGUUGGUGGCAGUAAUUUUAGUGUUGGAGAGAGACAAUUAAUUUGCCUAGCUAGGGCAAUAUUACGAAAUAAUAAAAUACUUUUGCUUGAUGAGGCAACUGCCAAUAUUGAUUCAUAUACGGAUAGUCUCAUUCAAAAAACUAUUCGAACAAAAUUCACUAAUUGCACUGUAUUAACAGUGGCACAUCGAUUGAAUACUGUUAUUGACAGUGAUCGAAUUGUUGUCAUGGAGAAAGGACACAUGGUGGAAUUUGGUUGCCCUCAUGAAUUAUUGACUGAUCAUCCAAAUGGAUAUUUUGCAAAAAUGGUACAAAAAACUGGUGAAACAACAGCAAGAAACCUUAUACAAUUAGCUGAAAUUGCAUGUCGACGAAAUAUGGUACAAAGAAGUCUCGAUCUAACACACGCGGAUUCAAUUGACAAUGACAGUGGUUUUGACAAUUUACAAACUACUAAAAUAUAAUAAAAAAAAAAAAAAAAAAUUCUAUAACACGCUGCUAGUCAAUAAUUUCCAUUUAUUCAAGAUUAUUUUGAAAAAAAAAAUAUACAACAAAAUUCUUUAACAUAAAUUAUUAUAUAAUUUUUAACUAUAGAAUUAUUAUAAAUAGAGAUUAGCUAUAUAUAAAAUAUUUAAGUGCAAAAAUAAAUUCAAAUUUUUUAAAUAAA